AUGACGCUUUUGCUGCUGUUCGCUUUGUGUUUGGGCGCCGCGAGUGCAUUGGAAAAUGGGCUUGCCAGGACCCCACCGAUGGGCUGGAUGUCAUGGACAGCGUUCUAUUGUGAGAUGGAUUGUGCUCGACAUCCUCAUGCUUGCAUAAAUGAGCAGCUCUACCUCGACAUGGCUGACCGCUUAGUAAACGAUGGCUACAUGGCAGUCGGCUACAAGAACAUCCACAUUGACGACUGCUGGAUGGAAAUGGAGCGCGACUCUCGGGGCGUCCUAGUCGCCAAUCGCACUCGAUUCCCCUCGGGCAUGAAUGGAAAUAUCCAAGCA
Mesorhabditis spiculigera is the source of this 324-nucleotide messenger RNA. Lineage: Eukaryota; Metazoa; Nematoda; Chromadorea; Rhabditida; Rhabditidae. The record is from the annotation of a GenBank genome assembly.